AUGUCGGAUAAGGGAUCAAUUGGCUUAGGAUUGUCCAAGAGGCAAACUCUUCUAAAGGAUAAAUCAACUCGUGGCGAUGACCAGUCUCUCCUCCCAAAGGCAAUCAAGACUCACCCUCGAGGGAGUGAAGGCGAUGAAAAUGCGAAUGUCUAUUUUAUCGGCACGGCCACUACCAUAAUCGAAUGGGAAGGGUUUCGACUACUCACAGAUCCCAACUUCCUCCAUGCUGGUGACCACGUUCAUCUUGGUCCUGGAGUUACUGCUCAGAGGCAAACUAACCCAGCGGUUGACCUACAUGAGCUGCCAUCACUAGACGCAAUUCUUCUCUCGCAUUAUCAUGAAGAUCACUUCGAUCGGCUAGUAGAAGAUUCCCUCAAUAGAGAUUUCUUAAUUGUCACGACGCCUCAUGCGCAUAAAUGCUUGACAUCCAAGAACGAGCCGUUUCGCAAUGUCAAACCACUCGAUUUUUUUGACCACUUAGAGCUCAAAAACGAAGAUUCGAAGGCUGGUGAGCCUCUUCCCGUCAUCAAAGUCACAGGCAUGCCUGGCAAACAUGUUCCCCCUGGCCCCCUGGCUGCAGUCAACGACUUGCUCGGUGCUGUUCCGCCAACAAAUGGCUGGAUGCUCGAACUGGGUUACCACAAAGUUGAGAAUGGCAAGCUCCAAACUGGUUAUCGGAUUUACAUCUCUGGAGAUACUCUUCUUGUGGAUGAGCUCAAGGAAAUUCCGAAAUGGCUUCGAGAAGAGCGCAUUGAUCUGAUGCUCAUCCACCUCGGAGGUACCACUAUCCCUGGGCCAUCUGCGCCAUUGAUCAUGGUCACACUUGAUGCGAAGCAAGGUGUUGAGUUGAUGAAAAUGAUGGAUCCAGAGGUCACGAUUCCAAUUCAUUAUGAUGACUACGACGUAUUUCUGUCUCCUCGCAAAGACUUUGAGACUGCCGUCAAGGAAGCCGGGAUGGAGAAUCGAGUAGUUAUUCUGGACCGAGGCGAUAGAUAUGGGUUCACUGUGAAGAAGAUUUAAAUCACAUUGGA
Fusarium oxysporum Fo47 is the source of this 1031-nucleotide messenger RNA. RefSeq names its product beta-lactamase-like protein. The transcript has a single exon. NCBI's taxonomy places the organism in Eukaryota, Fungi, Ascomycota, Sordariomycetes, Hypocreales, Nectriaceae. The record is from RefSeq and is a predicted model, not a curated record. The coding region runs from base 1 to 1020 and encodes 339 amino acids.